Messenger RNA from Xiphophorus hellerii (green swordtail), 2358 nucleotides. RefSeq names its product adenylosuccinate synthase 2 (gene adss2). Lineage: Eukaryota; Metazoa; Chordata; Actinopteri; Cyprinodontiformes; Poeciliidae. Bases 93 to 1466 code for a protein of 457 amino acids. The transcript has 13 exons. Gene Ontology annotation, cellular component: cytoplasm. The record is from RefSeq and is a predicted model, not a curated record. Gene Ontology annotation, biological process: 'de novo' AMP biosynthetic process; IMP metabolic process. Gene Ontology annotation, molecular function: adenylosuccinate synthase activity; GTP binding.
CCCUCUCGCCUCUCCGUCUUAGGGCCGACAGAAGCAGCAGGCAGCUGCUCGGUGCAACGCAGUCUUUCGGCCGGGGGAGAAACCCAGCAGAAAUGUCUCAAAGCGGCAGUCAGGAAACCGUCGAGGCCUCGGACGGCAACAGCAGCCAGCGGACACUGCCGAGACCGCCCGUUGGCAACCGAGUGACUGUGGUGCUCGGGGCUCAGUGGGGAGACGAGGGGAAAGGGAAAGUUGUGGAUCUCCUGGCUCAAGACGCGGACAUGGUGUGCAGAUGUCAGGGCGGCAACAACGCCGGACACACGGUGGUGGUGGACUCUGUGGAGUACGACUUUCACCUCCUACCCAGCGGCAUCAUCAACCCCAAAGUCACCGCCUUCAUUGGAAAUGGUGUUGUGAUCCACCUUCCAGGCCUGUUUGAAGAGGCUGAGAAAAACAAAGGCAAGGGGAAAGGGCUGACGGACUGGGACAAAAGACUGAUCAUCUCAGACAGAGCACAUAUAGUGUUUGACUUCCACCAAGCUGUUGAUGGCGUUCAGGAACAGCAGAGGCAAGAGCAAGCAGGCAAGAACCUCGGGACGACCAAGAAGGGGAUCGGUCCGGUGUACUCGGCUAAGGCGGCACGCAGCGGUCUCAGGAUAUGUGAUUUACUGGCCGACUUCACUCAGUUCUCCGAAAGAUACAAAAUGCUGGCUCAGCAGUACAAAGCCAUGUAUCCGACACUGGAGAUUGACAUAGAAGGAGAGCUGGAUAAAUUAAAGGCCUAUGUGGAGCGACUUAAGCCCAUGGUGAGGGAUGGUGUGCACUUCAUGUACGAGGCUCUCCACGGCCCUCCCAGGAAGAUCCUGGUGGAAGGAGCCAACGCAGCACUUCUGGACAUAGACUUCGGUACCUACCCGUUUGUGACGUCGUCCAACUGCACAGUCGGCGGGGUGUGCACGGGACUCGGCAUGCCUCCCCAGAAUGUCGGUGAAGUUUACGGGGUCGUUAAAGCCUACACCACCAGAGUGGGCAUCGGUGCCUUCCCCUCAGAGCAGAGCAACGAAAUCGGAGAGCUGCUUCAGAACCGAGGGAAGGAGAUCGGCGUGACCACGGGCAGGAAACGCCGCUGCGGCUGGCUGGACCUGGUGCUCAUCAAAUAUGCACAUAUGAUAAAUGGCUUCACUGCUUUAGCGCUUACAAAACUGGACAUACUUGACGUAUUUUCAGAGAUCAAAGUGGGCUUAGCGUACAAAGUCGAUGGUGAAAUUAUACCUCAUUUUCCAGCCAAUCAGGAGGUGUUGCAGCGCGUCGAGGUCCAGUACGAGACGCUGCCCGGCUGGAAGAGCGACACCUCAGCGGCUCGAAGCUUCGAGGAGCUGCCAGAGAACGCCCAGCAGUAUGUGCGCUUCGUGGAGGAGCAUGUGGGAGUACCUGUCAAGUGGAUCGGAGUGGGAAAGUCACGGGAGUCCAUGAUCCAGCUGUUUUAGAGGAGCGAAGGCGACGUACCCUCCUUCCUUCAUCUCCCCCCCGCCCCACGUUACACACAGCCGACCUACCUGUCUCAAAGACACGACCACUUCUGUUCUUACUGUUUUAUCUCCAUCGGGCCGGGCCGGGCCGCGCCACUGACGCUGUAGAUCGGACUUUCGUCAGACUGAGCACUGCGUUUGAAAGAUUUCUCACCAUUUUAACAUUUUAAACUGAAAGCAAAACACUGUCUGUCCUUCGUUUUUGUCUCUUGUGGGGUUGUAGUCGUUUGUUUUAAAGAAACUCCGUCCGCGAGGAGAUCAGGGAUCGCUCCGACGCAGACACAAGAACUGUUCUAAUCGGUACUGGUGUUUUUAUUCUGUCUUGGUUUCUUGCUGUGAUUUAUUUUUUAGUCCCUGUGGCACUUCAGUGUCGGUCGGUUUGAACUGCAGCACUUUAGAUGCUCUGGACACUGUCAGCUUUAUAUUUUAUUCUUCUGUCAGAUUUGCACAACAUGCGGAUAAAGGGAUCUUUUAGACUAAAAAAAAAACCCCAGUCCUUUUGUGUUUUUGUUUUCUCUCAGAGGCUUGCAGUUGUACCGCCUUGUCGUUCAACCGGAAGACGUAACUCUUAAAUGUCGUGUAGUCAGCGAAGGUUUCUCCUGACUGCUGAUCAUAAGAAAAUCCAAAUGUCUGUCCAUAAUGUGGGAAUUUUCCAUGGAAAGGCUACAGGGAAUCCCGAAUAGGUAAUCUUUUCGUAAAUGAGAAUAAUUUCAGUCGGCUAGGGGUCUUUCUGCUCAUAUUCAUGUGAUUUAAAUCGUAUUGCUUUGAUUUCUUUGCACUUUCGCUGCAAUGCUCUGUUCAUGUGUGAGGAAAAGUAACUUAUAAACUGAUAAAAAUAAUAUUUCAGAUA